UCAACCAAGAAACUAAAAGCACAGCUCAGAAGAACAAUGGAUUGGUUUGGAAAAGGUUCAAAAGUAGAAGAUCAACCAGCCAAAAGUGACAUGGAAAGUCUUGGCAUAAGAUUCGAACCCAUCUUAUUCUAUUCCGAACGUAAUGAAUACGAGUUGCGCAUCGAGCUUCCAGGUUGCCCAAAGGAUCUGAUAAAGGUAACGUACGACCGGUCAUUGGGAAAGCUUAAGCUGCAGGGGCAGAAGCACAAAACAAAUUUCCACCAUCAAUUUACGCUUCCCGCCGACUGCUUGCCCACCGGAAUCUAUGGCAGAUUCCGGGGCGAUGUUCUUCACAUUGUCAUCCCCAGAUUGCUGUCUGAUUGGCCAGCUUCUAAAGAUGCCUCUUCGAAGCAAGAAGACGAUCAUCGAGAGACUUCUUCUGAUCAGACAACGACGGAUCACGAGGCAGAGGAAAGAGCAGGAAAAUGCCACCAAAAAUUGCCUCCUACUACUCCGGCGCCACGGCCGCCUGGUCAGAAAUCGACCGAUGAAGUUAGGGAACGAGAAGGAAAAGAUCGCGAUAAAUUACCGGCUAGGGUUCCGGCGCCACUGCCGUCUGAUCAGAAAACGACGGACGACGUAAGGGAACGAGUAGAAACUGAGAGAAAAUUACCGUCGAAGGUUUCAGCGCCUCCGACGGAGAAAUCGAAGGGAAGAGACGAAGAAUUAUACCCCGAAAUCUCCGCACCGCCACCGCCCGAUCGUGAAUCGAGCCGCUCAGUAAAGGAACUCAGAGAAAAAUACCAAAAGAAACUCUCUGAGAUUGCCGCACCACCACCGGUGCCUCCUGCUGCGGCUCCGGCACCGGCAACAUCCAAUCGGAAAAAAUCGACUGAUGUCGGAGCAAGAGAAGAAUCGGAAGAGCCACCAUCUACGGUGGUUCCCGCAUCGCCAUUGUCAAAAUCAGGCACAAAAGUUUCUGAGAACACUAAAAUCUUCGCUGAAUCGAAGGCUAACGAAACUGAAGAGAAAAAACGAAAUGCUGGCGGUGAUGAAAAAUUAGGGCUCGUUUAUACCGUUAAAAAAACCGGCAAGGCGGCGGUGGCGGCGGCGGCGGCGUCGUGGAAGGACGAAAACCGGCGAGUGGUGAUGAUUGGGGCUGCCGUUUUGGCCAUCGUGGUAAUUGGAGCUGCUUCCUUGAGGUCCUCCAAUAAAAAGUUAAAGAACUAAUUAAUUAACUCAUAACAAUGCGCCCUGUAUAAAUUUACUUUAAUUUAUGUAUAUUUUAUUUUAUAUUCAAAUAAAGUUGUU
Messenger RNA from Momordica charantia (bitter melon), 1290 nucleotides. RefSeq lists its product as uncharacterized. NCBI's taxonomy places the organism in Eukaryota, Viridiplantae, Streptophyta, Magnoliopsida, Cucurbitales, Cucurbitaceae. The record is from RefSeq and is a predicted model, not a curated record.